This is a messenger RNA of Harpegnathos saltator (Jerdon's jumping ant), 1421 nucleotides long. RefSeq names its product Dihydrouridine synthase 4. The transcript is spliced from 4 exons. Gene Ontology annotation, biological process: tRNA processing. Lineage: Eukaryota; Metazoa; Arthropoda; Insecta; Hymenoptera; Formicidae. Bases 366 to 1421 code for a protein of 351 amino acids. Gene Ontology annotation, molecular function: flavin adenine dinucleotide binding; tRNA dihydrouridine synthase activity. The record is from RefSeq and is a predicted model, not a curated record.
UCUCUCCCACUAGUCUCUAUUCUUGCGGUAGUGAGGUUAUAAACACAUCAUUUAAACGAAAUAAAUAAAAAUAUAAAAUAUAUGUACGCACGACGCAAUGGAAGUAGAUUUACAUCUAUUUGAAAAGAAGAGAAUUAAAAAAAUAGACAGAUAUCUACAUAAAUAAUAAAAAAAAUAAUUUCUGUUUAAAAAGAGAAAAGAGGGACAGAAAUCUAUUAAAGAAUAGGAAAAGUAAAGAAACGAACAGAGAGAAAGAAAGAAAAAAAGACUGAAAUCACUGUUACUUGUUUUACAAUUGUAUUUCUUUUAUUAUUGUAUUUAUAUAUUUAUAUUAACACAGUAAUUUAUGUUAAACAAUAAACAUAAUGACUACUGACAUAGUAGCCAUGUUAAAGGAACCGCAAAUGACGAAAAUAUGCGCUCCAAUGGUUAGAUAUAGCAAGUUACAAUUCAGAACACUUGUAAGACGUUAUGCAUGUGAUAUAUGUUUUACACCUAUGAUCAUGGCAAAUUCAUUUGUACAAUCUUCAAAAGCUAGAGAAAAUGAAUUUACUACAUAUAAAGAAGACAAACCAUUAAUUGUUCAAUUUGCAGCCAAUACUGUAAAUGAUUUCAUUAGUGCUACAGAAAUGAUUGCACCAUACAGCAAUGGUGUAGAUUUGAAUUGUGGCUGUCCUCAACGUUGGGCAAUAAAAGAUGGAUAUGGAGCUGAUUUAUUAAGGAAACCAGAAUUAGUAAGCGAUUUAAUAUAUCAAGUCAGAAAUCGUAUUCCAAAACCAUUCACUGUAUCUGUAAAAAUACGAUUGUUAAAAGACAUAUGCAAAACAAUAAUGUUAUGUCAAACUUUGGAAAAAGCUGGUGCUUCAUUUUUAACAAUCCAUGCAAGGACUCCUGAGAUGCGUAAUGAACCAAUCGAAUUAGACAAUCUUAAGCUUCUUAGAGAUUGUGUACAGUUGCCAUUUAUCGCAAAUGGUGAUGUAAAAGAUUUAGAAAGUGCAGAAGUUUUAUUCAGAGAAUCAAGAUGUGAAGGGGUAAUGUCUGCUAGAGGCAUUCUAACUAAUCCAGCGUUAUUUUCGGGACAUUCCACUACCCCACUUAUUUGUAUUCAAGAUUGGUUGGAUAUUGCAUCAACCAUACCAACUGAGUUUCAAUGUUUCCAUCAUCAUCUAGUAUUCAUGUUGGAAAAAGUUCUACCAAAAAAAGAUCGUGUACUAUUUAAUAACUUACAAAACAAGUUAUCUGUGUUAGAUUUUUUAGAAAAUUAUUAUAAUAUAAGACCAAAUAUGUCAUUUGAUUCAAUAGAGUUAACUAAGUGUACCUUUAAUACAUCAUACGUACAGCAAAAAGAGAAGUAUAUUCAUUUCUGGGAAGAUGAUACAUCCAGUGAUUUUUUAGGAAAUAUAUUUGAUAUAGAAUCAUAA